This is a messenger RNA of Psilocybe cubensis, 816 nucleotides long. RefSeq lists its product as uncharacterized. Bases 1 to 816 code for a protein of 271 amino acids. Lineage: Eukaryota; Fungi; Basidiomycota; Agaricomycetes; Agaricales; Agrocybaceae. Gene Ontology annotation, cellular component: mitochondrial small ribosomal subunit. The record is from RefSeq and is a predicted model, not a curated record. The transcript has 2 exons. Gene Ontology annotation, molecular function: structural constituent of ribosome.
AUGGGUCGCAGAAUAGCCUCUCAGGUUCACCAGCAGGUCUCCCGUCUGCUGCGUGCCAAUUACAUACAAAAGGAGCCCGUAUGGUUCCAGGCUGUCCUUGACCAUCCCCCGCUCACCCUACCGCCCAAGGCCCCUCCUCCUCGCACCCCAUAUGACCAGCGACCUACAAAGAAGCUGUCCAAAUACACCACAAGGCCCCAGCCCAUCUUCUACCUCGAAGACUAUCUGCGCCGCCGCUUCUUCACAGACCACCCUUUUGAAACCUUCCGACCUGCAACCUUGAUCGAGACCGACCGUAUUCAGGACCCCAACUUCAUCACCGGCGAGGCCUGGACUCGCCUUAGGCAGUGGGGUCGCAACCCAGCGCCGGAAGAUGCAAUACGAUUUGCCCUAAAUCUAUACCAAUAUCACAACGUAACUUUGAACGAGGCUUACUCUCGCGCCGUCGCCCAGUUCCGUACGUUGCGCUCAGAGCACCACGUUGCCUCCAGAAUCGCUGUUUUAGAAGCUGAACAGCUCGGAUCAACCUUUGGCCCCUCACAUAUCGAGGAAUCCUUCGUCCGCCAGAAACAGUCUCUGGCGACUUGGGACCGCAAGGAGGAGCUUGACGAAGGCUCUCUUGCGGCUCAAAAACGAUGGAAAGCGAUAGUGAACAGGAACCAUGGCGCAGGACAAUGGUCAGAAGGAAAGGAUUAUGCCAGGUUAUGGCAACAAGGCAUUAAGCCAAACUAUAUGCCGGCCCUCGUACGAAGCGUGGCUCCGACAACCACAAAAAUCGACAAGCAUGAUCCAAUGGGGCUGAAAAAUAGUAUCUAA